Molecule: messenger RNA, 2061 nt
Organism: Coniosporium apollinis CBS 100218
Lineage: Eukaryota; Fungi; Ascomycota; Dothideomycetes
Exons: 1
Coding region: 1-2061 (686 amino acids)
Cellular component (GO): endomembrane system
Molecular function (GO): acyltransferase activity
Source: RefSeq, a predicted model, not a curated record
AUGGCGCAAAACUCCCCUUUCGACCUGGGCGCUGGUCUCGACCUCCUCAAAACCCUCGGCCUUGGAGGGGGCGGCAUGCCGCAGCAUCCCUCAGGACCACCACAACACGGCCAAUUGUCCCAAGCUGAGCGCGCCUUCUCCGCAGGCUCCAGCCUGCUCUCCGGCGCCAUGGCCAUUACCGCGACCCAGGUCAUGGGCGCACCACUCAAGCUUAUCAACGAAGAGUACUACAACCACUACAUGGCCUUUACGAAGCAGGCCUUCGCCGUGCUCAUCACCACCAUUACCAACUGGUGGAGUCCGACCAUUGUCCGCGUAAGCGCAGACGCCAGCAUGCGUGGGCAGUUGUCCCAGGACGAGAAGGGGGAUCUGCGAUGCCACUUCCCGCACCGGAUCGUGCUGAUGGCGAACCACCAGCUCUACACAGAUUGGCUGUACCUGUGGUGGAUUGCCUAUACUAAUGGCAUGCACGGGUACAUCUACAUCAUCCUCAAGGAGUCCAUCAAGAACAUUCCCAUUUUUGGGUGGUCGGCCCAGUUCUACAACUUCAUCUUCCUGUCGCGGAAGUGGGAGAAGGACAAGUCGCGGUUCAAGGAGCACUUGGAUAAGCUCAACAAGCCGCGGGACCCGAUGUGGUUGCUUAUCUUUCCUGAGGGGACCAACCUGUCCAAGUCCACAAGGGAGCGUAGCAAGGAAUGGGCCGAGAAGAACGGACUGGAGGACAUGAAGCAUCAACUUCUGCCGCGGAGCACCGGACUGCACUUCUGUCUGGAGGAGUUGAAGGGGACGACAGACUGGUUGUACGACUGCACGAUUGCCUACGAAGGCGUGCCGGAAGGUCAAUUUGGCCAAGACAUCUUCACGCUCCGCUCCUCGUUCUUUGAAGGCCGUCCCCCGAAGUCAGUAAACAUGCACUGGCGUCGCUUCAAAAUCGCCGACAUCCCUCUCGAGAACCCCAAGGCCUUCGAAGUCUGGCUCCGCAACCGGUGGCGCGAGAAGGACUACAUGCUCGAGUUUUACGCGCGUACAGGCAGGUUCCCGGCUGAGGAGUUUUGGAAAGUUCAAGGUCCGCGGACGAAGGAGCCCGGAAAAGCGAAGUACAUUGAGACGGAAGUCAAGUCGGGAUCGUGGGAGGAAUUCCUAUCGCUCUUCGCGCCAAUCACCGCACUCAUCUCCGUCCUCUUCCUUUUCUACUCUGAUCCGAGCAAACUCUUGCAAGGUGGCGGGCCAGGUGCACCUUCGGAAUCCGGCGAGUCAACGAUGCAAUCGGCGAUGCUGAAGGAGAUGCAGGCCGCAACAGCCGCUGGCGCAACAGCCAUGCCCUCGGGCAAGAAGAAACCCACAGCCUCGAGUUCAUCCAGCUCAGACGCAGGUCCAGUGUACAAGAAUUUGACGUCAGCACAGAAGGCGUCGAUAAAGCGGCAAGUAGCCGGUGGCGCACCCCCAAAAGCCAAAGUGCAGGCCAAAGUGCAGGCUGCCAGCUUGCCGAAGAUCGAGCCCAAGGUGCCAGUCACGAAGCAAAUGGCCGCUGCGGCGAAGCCGGCGCGCGUUCAAGCAUCUUCGGUGGCGGGGAAGAAGCCACAAGUCGCCACCGCCGAUGCGAAGAAGGCUGCGAAUGCCAUCAGCGGCGGCAAAGCUAGCAGCGUUACUGCUUCGAAGAAGCCCGCCACUGCGGGAGGAGCGAAGAGCGUUGCCAGCUUACCGAACAGGGCAAGGCCGGGCAGCGCAAUGGGUUCGGUUGCUUCUCUGCCUGUUGGUGCGUCUGCUGCAAACUUCGUCCCUGCGAGGCAGGCUGCGAAGGAUACAGCGUUGAAGAAAGCGGCUGCAGGGAUGGCUCCGCAGAAGGCUGGGGAGGGCAAGAAGCCUGCUGCUGCGACUAAGGCGCCGGCCAAGGCUAGCACAGCUGCGCCGAAAGUGCAGAAGCAGCCGGAGAGUGCAGCGCCGCCGAGCAUCAAGGUGGACAAGAAGCUGUUGGAUAAGAUGGUGCCGAAGAAAGGCGAGGAGUUCAUGAAGAUCGACCCGGAAACGCUGAAGAAGAUACAGGCGGGGAUGAAGAAGUGA